Molecule: messenger RNA, 2184 nt
Organism: Lachancea dasiensis
Lineage: Eukaryota; Fungi; Ascomycota; Saccharomycetes; Saccharomycetales; Saccharomycetaceae
Source: the annotation of a GenBank genome assembly
AUGUUCAAAAUUCAAAUACGAUCGCCGGGCGGCUUGGACAAUAAAUCGAACACUACGUUCGAUGCAUCAUGGAAGAUACUAAAGGACGCUAUAAAAUUAAUAUUUGAUGGCCGAGUUAGUGAAUUAUCGUUUCAGACUUUAUUCCACGCUGUCUAUUGCAUAACCUUACGAAGACAGGGGGAGAAGCUUUAUGAAGAAUUACACCACACCAUCGAACGGAGGCUUCAGGAUAUCACACGGACCCAUUUACAUUCUGAGUCCGAAUCCUACUUACGAGACAUUUUAUCGAUCUGGUAUAAUCACUGCGAAAGUCUUCGGCUUAUAAGUAAUGUGACAAUGUACCUGGAUAAGGUAUAUUGUAAAGAAAAUCGCAAGCCACCAAUUUAUCAUAUGGGUUUAGACCUCUUUCGCGAUAUAAUUUUAAAAUCGUCAAAGGACCAACUUCAGGACCUGAUGAUUCAAAACAUCAAUGCAGCUCGUUCGAAGGCUUCGCAGGUAGAUUUCGAUAGCCUGAGAAGCUUAGUAGAAAUGAUGGAAACAAUCACAGACGAGGAUAGCACAUAUUACGCAACUGAAUUUGAGCCUUUUCUUCUUCACGAAACUCAAGAAUAUUAUAGGAGUCAUGCUAAGUAUUACAGUGGUGACCUUACGGCAUAUCCACAGGAAGUCGAAUCACUCUUAUGUGGUGAACGCAGAUUAGAUGCUAAGUUUCUGAACAGUGAUGUAUCCAUUAAAAUUGCUAAAGUGGUAGAAGAAAUCAUGAUAUCCGAAAAUAUACAUAUUGUGGCCAUGGAAGUCGUGCCAGAAAUUUUGAGGACUGAACAAUACUCAUCACUAAGGUUGUUAUUUGGGCAAUGUCAAAUUCAAAACGACAGGAAAAAGCUUUGGAAGCAAUGUUCUCAAUAUAUUGUUGGAGAAGGGUUGGCAAUUGCUGAGGACCUAAACUUGAAGAAAAAGACACAGGUUGCGGUCAAGUGGAUGCAAGAGAUGAUUGCGCUGAAGGAAAAGUACGAAGUUGUGUUUAAGAGCCAAGAGGAUGAUGACUUGAAUGGUUUGCAAGCAGUCAACGAGGCAUUAUCUGUGUGCUUUAAUCAGAACAGCAGAAAAACCGCCGAAAAUUUGGCGAUUUAUCUUGAUUCGAUGCUCCGGGCUCCCUCAACAUCUGAGGAAUCGUUCAAAAAACAUAUCGAUGACUGCAUAGCAGUCUUUAAGCUCCUUAAGGACAAAGAUUUUUUCGAAAAACUGUAUCAGCAACAAAUGUCAAAGCGACUUUUACAGCAGCGCUCCUCCUUGAAGUUUGAAAAAAUGUUUGUGAACAGAAUGCGCGAAGAAGUGGGUGCCGUGUUCGCUCAGAAGCCUGACGGUAUGUUUAGAGAUAUUGCCUUGUCUCAAACCAAUAACACAAGAUUCCAUCAAGCAUAUCACGUUCCUGUGGAAUACGAGAUGAAUGUGCUCACCCCGACCUGCUGGCCGUUCCAGCAAAUGAGUAAUGAAGAAGAUGUAGUUCUUCCAAGUGCUCUUGAGGCCUUAAAACUUGAUUUUGAAAACCAUUAUAUGAAAACCUAUAGUGGUAGAGUCUUGAAAUGGGCCUAUCAUCUCGGUUCUAUGGAUAUCGGGAUUCAAUUUUCAAAGAGCUACCAUAUAAUCACUAUGCCUGUCUUUGCGGCAAUCAUCCUUAUGCUAUUUGAAGACUAUGUGGAGUUGACAGCCCAAGAAAUAGGUGACCUUACGCACAUUGAAGAAAAAGAGCUGAUUAGGAACUUGUUAACGAUCGCUGUUGCACCGAAAACCCGCCUGCUGAAAAAACAGCCUAUGAACAAAAAAAUACUCCCUUCUGACAAAUUUCGGUUAAAUUACUCAUUCUCGGCACCAUCCACCAAGGUGAAAGUGCUUGCUGUGCUCUCUAAACAAGAUUCUGACUCACAAGGAGUAAUGCGCACCAAUAAUACCUUACAUGACGUUGCAAUGGAACGGCAAGGAUGCACAGAGGCAGCUGUCGUAAGACUAAUGAAAGGCGCAAGUAAAAUGUAUUGCGACAUGCUCUUUGAAGAGACACGAAAAAUUCUGUGCCACAGGUUUGAUGUAACCCCAGAUUUAUUUCAGGCCAGUUUAGAGAGGCUGGUGGAGCGGGAAUACUUGCAGCGCGAUUCUGAAGAAAGUUCCUUUUACCAUUAUUUACCAUGA